Molecule: messenger RNA, 711 nt
Organism: Tarenaya hassleriana
Lineage: Eukaryota; Viridiplantae; Streptophyta; Magnoliopsida; Brassicales; Cleomaceae
Product: protein yippee-like At5g53940
Exons: 5
Coding region: 93-482 (129 amino acids)
Cellular component (GO): ubiquitin ligase complex
Source: RefSeq, a predicted model, not a curated record
ACGACACUGGAGUGAACGAAAGCUGCUUUGAAGGAAGAAAAAAACACAGAGAGAGAGAGAGAGAGAGAGAGAGAGAGAGAGAGAGAGGACUAAUGGGAAGGAUAUUUACGGUGGAGCUGGAGGGAAGAUCUUACAGAUGCAGGUUCUGCAAAACCCAUCUCGCUGUUCCCGAUGACCUUGUUUCCCGGUCGUUCCAUUGCCAGAGAGGAAAGGCCUACCUCUUCAAUCGUGCGGUAAACAUAAGUAUGGGUCCUCAAGAAGAUCGGAUGAUGCUUUCGGGUCUGCACACUGUGGCUGAUAUCUUUUGCUGCUGUUGCGGACAGAUCGUUGGCUGGAAAUAUGAAUCGGCCCGCGAGAAAACUCAAAAGUACAAAGAAGGCAAAUUCGUUCUCGAGAGAGGACGGAUCGUGGAUGAAAUCGACUUAUCAACGGAGGUUUACAUAGAUACCCGAGGUAGCACGAGCGACGCAGAUGACGCUUAGAUCAUUUAUCUUAGGCUUAGCUCCAAAUGAAAAUAUGCAGUUGUAGUAAAAUUCUUUGCUUUUGUGCAAUAAUCAGUCAGAAUCAAGUCGUUGUUGUUGUUGUUGUAGAAAUCCGUAGCAGGAAGUUCAUAGAUGUGUACGGAAAGAACUUACAGUGUUGUCGGAAUCUCAGAUCAUCAAUGUCUUUAGCCAUGUAGCUACUUCAUUGUCUGUCUAUUUUGGCGAGCUC